GGUGGUGCUGGUCCAGAUGGCGUUUCCGCUGUACUGCGUGAUCAGGAACGCGUGGUGGGGCAAGUCAGCGGCGUCCGAGACUCCUUCCCAUAGCCUGAGUAAGUCGAGCUCCACAGAACCAGUGUCAGCUUCUAGCCUCAACCCUGAGUCAGUGACCGCACCAGCAGUGUCAGCUUCUAGCCUCACCGAUAACCAGUCAGUGUCAGCUUCUAGCCUCACCGAUAGCCAGUCAGUGUCGUCAGGUUCUAGCCUCACCGAUAGCCAGUCAGUGUCAGCUUCUAGCCUCACCGAUAGCCAGUCAGUGUCAGCUUCUAGCCUCACCGAUAGCCAGUCAGUGUCAGCUUCUAGCCUCACCGAUAGCCAGUCAGUGUCAGCUUCUAGCCUCAAUGAUAGCCAGUCAGUGACCGCAUCAGCAGUGUCAGCAUCAGAGUCAGCUGACACUGCUGAUGCAGCAGUGUCAGCUUCUAGCCUCAACGAUAGCCAGAGUCAGUGACCGCAUCAGCAGUGUCAGGUUCGAUCUGACAUUUGUUGAAAAGGGGAUUAAAGGGGAAAAUGGGUUACCAUUGUGAUUAAUUGAUGGUGACGUCAUUCAUUAAA
Molecule: messenger RNA, 597 nt
Organism: Penaeus vannamei (Pacific white shrimp)
Lineage: Eukaryota; Metazoa; Arthropoda; Malacostraca; Decapoda; Penaeidae
Source: RefSeq, a predicted model, not a curated record